AUGUCGUCACGGAAGAAGGUCUUAUUGAAGGUGAUUAUCCUCGGCGACAGUGGUGUCGGUAAAACGAGUUUGAUGAACCAAUAUGUCAACAAGAAAUUCAGUGCCAGCUACAAGGCGACAAUUGGAGCCGAUUUCCUGACAAAGGAGGUUCUGGUGGAUGACAGACUGGUUACGAUGCAGAUCUGGGAUACUGCAGGUCAAGAACGGUUUCAAUCUCUCGGUGUUGCAUUUUAUCGGGGAGCCGACUGCUGCGUUUUGGUAUACGAUGUGAACAACUCCAAGAGUUUCGAGGCCCUCGACAGCUGGAGGGAUGAAUUCCUUAUCCAGGCAAGCCCUCGGGAUCCGGAGAGUUUCCCUUUUGUCGUGAUCGGUAACAAGGUCGAUGUAGAGGAGAACAAGCGAAUGAUUUCCUCAAAGCGGGCCAUGACCUUUUCUCAGUCAAAGGGCAACAUUCCGUACUUCGAGACGAGUGCCAAGGAAGCUCUCAAUGUCGAACAAGCUUUCGAGGUAAUCGCUCGAAGCGCUCUUGCGCAAGAAGAAGCAGAAGAAUUCAAUGGUGAAUUCAGCGACCCGAUCAAUAUCCAUCUUGACAAUGAGCGCGACGGUUGUGCCUGUUGA
Molecule: messenger RNA, 618 nt
Organism: Aspergillus chevalieri
Lineage: Eukaryota; Fungi; Ascomycota; Eurotiomycetes; Eurotiales; Aspergillaceae
Gene: rab7
Product: Rab family GTPase YPT7
Exons: 6
Coding region: 1-618 (205 amino acids)
Biological process (GO): regulation of vacuole fusion, non-autophagic
Cellular component (GO): vacuole; phagocytic vesicle; late endosome
Molecular function (GO): GTPase activity; GTP binding
Source: RefSeq, a predicted model, not a curated record